AAUGACAGACAUCGAGAAAUAAUUGAUCCUAAAAGGAUGGACGAUGAUAACGCUAUCGUCAUCGUUGGAGUUGGUUGCAAGUUCCCCGGAGCAGACGACCUAGAUGAAUUUUGGCGGGUGCUGAGUGAGGGCGAGAAUCACGUGAUAGAAAUCCCGCGAGAGAGAUGGAAUAACGAUGCCUUCUAUCAUAAAGAUCCCAGUGAACCAGGAAAAACCUACGUCACACGAGCUGGAUUCAUCAAAAGAUAUGAUGAAUGGGACAACAAGCUGUUCAAUGUCAAUGAAAUGGAGGCCGCCUGGGUAGACCCCCAGCAGCGCUAUGUGUUAGAUUGUGUCCACAUGGCAAUGGAGGAUGGUGGAAUCACAAGAAAGGAUUUGAGUGGGUCCAAUACGGGAGUGUAUAUAGGUGUGAUGAACGAUGAUUACAAAGGCAGCUCUAACAAUGAUCUCAACGACAUGAACAACUACAGUCUGACUGGGACAUCGCCGAGUAUCAUAUCCGCUAGAGUAUCCUACAUGUACAACCUACUGGGGCCCUCGAUGUCCAUCGACACCGCCUGUUCCUCGGCACUGGUAGCAAUUCAUACCGCCUCGCAGGCGUUAAAGUCUGGUACGUGUCCCGUCCCAUUGUACAUUGUACAGUAA
Molecule: messenger RNA, 645 nt
Organism: Pecten maximus
Lineage: Eukaryota; Metazoa; Mollusca; Bivalvia; Pectinida; Pectinidae
Exons: 4
Coding region: 37-645 (202 amino acids)
Biological process (GO): fatty acid biosynthetic process
Molecular function (GO): fatty acid synthase activity; 3-oxoacyl-[acyl-carrier-protein] synthase activity
Source: RefSeq, a predicted model, not a curated record